This is a messenger RNA of Lycium barbarum (goji berry), 666 nucleotides long. RefSeq names its product transcription factor CPC-like. The transcript has 3 exons. The coding region runs from base 177 to 416 and encodes 79 amino acids. Gene Ontology annotation, biological process: cell differentiation. NCBI's taxonomy places the organism in Eukaryota, Viridiplantae, Streptophyta, Magnoliopsida, Solanales, Solanaceae. Gene Ontology annotation, cellular component: nucleus. Gene Ontology annotation, molecular function: transcription cis-regulatory region binding. The record is from RefSeq and is a predicted model, not a curated record.
UCCCAAAAUCAUAGCCACGAGGCCCUUUGUCCUUGAGAUGAUAUUCUUUUGUCUAUCUCUUGAUUAUAAACACUGGCUUCAUCCAGUGUUUUUCCUCCAUAUAUACUUGGCUUCUAACUAUUCUUCUUUAGCUCUUCAUUGAUACUGUCUUUAAAUAUUUAAUACUUCCAUCUCUAAUGGCUGAUUUGGACUGUUCAAGCACAUCAGAUAAAUCCUUUAUGGACUCGUCAGCCGCAUUUGAGGCCAACAACGAAGAAACCUCGAAGCUUGAAUUUUCAGAAGACGAGGAAAUCCUCGUUACUAAAAUGUUCAACUUGGUUGGUGAGAGGUGGUCAUUAAUUGCUGGAAGAAUUCCAGGUAGAACUGCAGAGGAAAUUGAGAAGUACUGGAACUCAAGACACUCCACCAGCCAGUAAAUAUUUUCUCCUUGCUAUGAAGCUAGCAAAGAAACUUUGACAAAAUAUUUAUUAUUGCCCAUGGUUUUGAUAUAUUUUAAUUAUUAUCACUUCCUAAUUAUUUAGUACCCUUUUAGAAUGCAAGGUCAUUGAUAUAUGCCUGCACAUCUCCCUUGUUUUCUUUUUGAUUUUGGAUGGAUUUGGCAGCACAAUAUGCAAACAAUAAAAGUGAACAGUGGAUUAAUAAAUAAAAGAACAUUGUCCUUCUCCA